AUGGCCGACUUUGCACUUGCCCUCGAGGGUGUUCCGGACGAGGCAGUGGAAGUGAACCAGCGAGCACUGAUCGACAAAGUGCUAGCAAGAUAUUCUGGCGAAAAUACCGUGUUCAGAGAACUCCUGCAGAAUGCCGACGAUGCCUCAGCUAGCUCGGUCGAAAUCAAGUUCUUAUCAAAUGCUGCCACAACUUCAAAUUCGACCCAACCUGCCAGCCAACCAAUCACUCCAUCCUCCAGUUCUGCCAGUUCAUCAUCAACCUUACCAGAUCUGACCACUCACAAGAUAUCCCGAGUCCUCGUGAGGAAUAAUGGGAUCCCGUUUCGUGAUCAAGAUUGGGCACGACUGAGAAAAAUCGCCGAAGGAAAUCCAGAUGAAUCAAAAAUUGGCGCUUUCGGGGUUGGUUUCUACGCACUGUGGUCGAUAUGUGAUUCUCCAAUCGUCUUGUCGGGACCUUCAAUCAUGGGCUUUAACUGGAGUACCAAGAAUCCUGACCAACUGGUCACCCGUCGAGGUAUCAACCCAAGCCCUUCAGAAUGGACCUCGUUUAUCAUGGACGUUCGAUCUCCCUCUCCAAUGCCACCUCCGUUCGAGUUUUCAAGAUUUCUGGCGACCAGCUUAGCAUUCACCACCCAAAUCAGAUCUGUUAGCUUGUACUUUGACGACCAUCUGAUGUGCAAGCUAAACAAGAAACUCGCCCCACCUCAGAUCUUAUCAACUCCUUCAAAUAUCACUCUGUCUACCUCAUCCUCAAUGAUGAAGAUACAAUCAGUCGAACAGACUAGCGUGCAGAUCGAUACUGACAUCCUCAAAUGGACCCUUCAAUAUUCAAAGCCCAAGUCUAAAUUAGCAAUCAAGAACGCUGCCGUGGCCGCUGCAACCUCCACCUCUUCCUUUGCCUCGAGGAUGCUAUCUGCGUUUACCAAAACGCCCUCAUCAGUACCUACCCCUACUACAAAUCCCUCUACCCCCAAGGAUUCAUCGUCAGAACCUUCGAGCCAGCUGUCCACCUUGAAGGCCUCUGUUUUCCUACGAGUCGUGACCGGUAACAUCAAUGUUUCGAUCCCAUCUGCUUUCAGAGCCGAGCUCGAGAGAGCUACCAAGAAGCCACCGCCAAAAAAGACUCAAUAUGCCUUGAUCUGGACUAACAAAGACGAAUUUGAUGCAGGCAAGGACCUGAGCAGCUCCAAAUCUGGCCUUUCAAAGCUGUUGAGCGGCGAUGAAACUGCGCGGGCAGUAUUCGAUGGUCUAAUCUCCGACCUAGACGUUCAAGGACGAGUCUUCAUCGGCUUUCCCACACAUCAGACCACCGGGUUCUCAGGCUCAGUAGCCGCAAGGUUCAUCCCAACCGUCGAACGAGAGUCCUUGGAUUUACAAGCAAAAUAUGUUGCUGAUUGGAAUAAGGAGCUACUCGCAAUCGGUGGGAUUCUGGCCCGGGUAGUUUACGAGGGAGAAUUGAAGGAGAUCGAAGGCCUAUGGAAAAACACUGAUGACGAAUCCAAACGAAGUCAGCUUACCCUCCGCGGAUUACAUGCCAUGCAGUUCUUCUCAUUCUAUGCAUCGACCCCCGCUGGGGCGGUAUCCUUCGAGUCUGAAGAGAGUUUCUUUCGCUGCGAUCGUCAGCGUUCACUGACAGUCCCAUCGAGCCUUGGACCAAUGUCGGCCAAUCAAGUCCGUCUACCGAACGCAGAAUUGAGUGGAUUUAUCAAAAAUGUACCAUUAUUGCCGAACGAAAUCUCGAAAGAUGGUCAUCUACUGAUAAGUAAGCUGCGCGAUCGACGGAUGAUUUCAGAAAUAACACUUGAGGACGUCUUUAAAGAACUAGAAAACAGAGUUCUAAGUGUCGACGAGAUGCGAGAGUGCUUGAAUUGGUGGAUCAGUUUGACUGGCAUCCAGGGGUAUGAUAGGUCACUCUUGAAGAGGUUCCAUAGAUGUGCAGUUUUCAAAUAUCAAGCAGCGGAUUCAACUCAGCACGCGUCCAAAGAACAACCAGAUACAAUCAUGUCCCUCAGCGAAGCCUCGACGUUCAUCAACAUCAAAUUGAUCCCCACUGAUGUGCCCCUCCCGGCCCACUGUCUGCCGUUUUGUUUGACGAAAUCAAUUAACGCUGAUGCAUUGAAACGGGUAUUUGGGUUCCGGGAGCUGAAUAUCUUGGAAUUCACGACCCACCUCUUCUCGCCAGAGAUGAAGGGUACCGAUCGGAUCACUGAAUCUCCACCGCUAGCCGAGCAACUGCUGAACAUUCUCUGCAAAGCUUGGACAAGCUUAACCAACGAUCAGAGAGCCGAGAUUGUUACUUAUCUCAGCGAUAAAGCCUUUGUUCCUACUCGACAUGGAAUGAGGAAGCCUUCAGAUGCUUACCAUUCAAACAUCACCUUAUUUAAAGAUUUGGCUGUGGUUCUUUUGCCCAGUGGCACGCCAGUCAAAGGAACAAUGACUAAAGUACUGUCUGAUAUUGGGGUCAGGAAGCAUGUUGAGCUACAAAUGGUUUUCUCGAGGUUAUUAGGAAGCGGUGAAUGGAAUCAUGCCGACUUGGUCAAGUACUUAGUCAGCGUCAGGGAUACCUUAACGGAUUUCGAGGUUGACAAACUAAGACAAACCAACUGGCUUCCUAAGGAAGGCGAGCCCAAAGUUGUACCGCCACCAGGACCGGAUGGAAAAGCGCGAGAGCCAAAGACGAUCAGGUACUCUGCCAGUCAGUUAUACGAGCCCUCAGUUGCUAAUCAAGAGCUUCAGCUACCAUUGGUCGAAUGGCCUGGUAAGUGGCGCUCCACGUCGGAGGAAGCUAAGCUGCUGUUUUUCUUGGGCUUGAACAAGAUGCCAAGUAUCGAGGCCUUGUUGAACCUUGCCGCCAACCCAAAAGACGCUCAGCUCAGGGAAAAGGCCCUCCAGUUCUUCCUCGAGCAUUUUGGCGAUUAUCGGGCCGCUUAUCGUCCAAGUCCUGAUAUGCCGGCCUUCGUACCCUGUGAAAGUGGUUUAUUCAAGCCUGGUGAUGCCUACUCCAACCCUGAAGCCGCCGUGAUGGGCUUCAAUGUACUUCAGAAUAAAUACCUCUCUGAUUAUCAAAAGUUUGGUCUCAAGCAAAACCCAGAUCCACAAGAACUGUUAGAUCGACUACUGAAGCAGACACCGCCUGAUCCUAAGAAGGCCAAAACCGUGUUCGAGUAUCUCUCUACGCGAGUCGCAGACUUCUCUCAGUCGCAACUGCAGACUUUGAAGCAGGCUCAAUUCGUACCAAUAUCUGGGAAAGAAGUCACUCAUGUUGCACCAGGAGGAUGUUUUUUCCAAUCGACAGAUUCGGCAAACCAGGGGCCUUUCAAGAGUCUGUUUACCUACAUCGACUUUGGGCCGAGCGCUCGUCCGUUUUUGUUAGCAUGUGGAGUCAAGAACGAGCCGACUGUCCAGGAGAUCGCCCAGAUGCUCAUCGCCGACCCCGCCAAGUUUUAUGCCCUGGCCGGCUCCGCCGAAGAAUAUCUUCAAGUCUUACGAAACAUCGCCGCUAAUUUUCAUCUCCUCGGCCACGGCCUCAGGAGGGCCAUGCAACGCUCCGCCUUUAUUCUCGGCUCGAGGAGAGUCGCUUCUUCGUCCGGCUCAAGUUUAGUGGCCAAGCCUCAGACCUUUACAGAUGAGGACGAGGAGAUAGAAGCUGGCCAACCUUUUGUCCAUGUCUUGGCUCUUCCAGGCGAUGUGGUCAUCAUCGAUGACUCACACUCAUAUUCGCAGUUUACUACAGUAAUUAUUGCUUGCCCUCAAGAAGCAGUAUUCGAACAGUUAGCCGAGGCUUUGGGUGCACCCAGGCUGACACAACUGGUGAAAGAAUCCUUUCAAAUCCAACGAUCAGCCCCGGAACGCACCGAAAGAUCAGAGGAGAUACGAAGAUUGCUGGUCGAGCGGACGGCGCUCUUCCUUCACGAGCGACAAACAGGCGCAAGAGAUGAUGUGAUCAGAGAUGCUGAAUGGCUGAAGCGCCACUUGACCGUCAAAUCCGUCGAACAAGUCUCUCUACAACGCCAACUGGUCUAUCUCGGCAAGCCUCAUUCAAGUGUCUUGGAGGCUACCGCUGCUGCUUCUAUGGAAGGCCGCAACUCGAUGGUCUUGUAUUUGGUGCGGAAGGGUGAGAUCGAUUGGUUUGAGCUCGCUAGCUCAAUUUGCAAAUUGAUCUUGGCGCACCAAAAACUAAGUGACUCUUUAUUUUUCAUGACGAUCCUUCAAACUAGUUUGAAGAAUCUUAAAAGGCGAGGGGUAAAUGUAGAUCGGAUUAUCAAUGCACGGAAGGCGGAGCGAGAUGCCGCACUACAACGAGCACGAGAAGAGAAACUGCAACGACAGCUGGAUGAUGCGAAUGCGCUUACCCCUGAACAAUUGGAGAGCCAUGCGAGAGGGCUAGAGGAGCGCUUUCCGGAUGCCGAUCCAGGGUUCAUCCGGAAGGCGCUCUCCGCAGAGAAGGAAGACCAUCGGAAGCGAGUAGAGGAGAAAUUCGCACAUGGUGCCUACGAAAGGCGGCCUGUCGUCUCACCCCCUCUUCCGCCCCCCAAGAUGCCUGAAAUUUCUCAGAGACAGAGUGGAAUCUUUAGCGCCUUGCGCCGGAAACUCUUGAAUGAAAACAGCUCUAAUGACCCUCCUCCAUAUUCUCCUCUCUCUGCGGCACCAUCAGCCCCUAUUCCCUCGCCCAUCGCCUCUCAAUCGAUCUCUCAACAAUCUCAAGUCGCCAAGCCUCCUGCGAUCAAGCCCCCGGUCCAAAUCACACCGAUGUCGGAUAUACGAAGCAACUUGUUAAAGGCGAUCAACGUGUCCAAACCGGACACAAGCGCCGACAUCCGGACGCUCCCGGACACCAAGCCAGUGAAAGAGUCCGAGGCGAGCUACUGCGACCCCAAAGGCAGCCGGGAGGACCUCACCUUCUUGAGCACGAUCUCCGGCUUGAGGUUCUACGUCUCCCGCUCAAUCGACCAACAUAACCUCAACGGCGAGUUGGUCUUAUUUCAGUUCGGUGACGCCAUUGUUCGUUAUAUCGAUCGCGUCAUCAAACCUAUCGGUGAAAUAUUCGACAUCGAUCCGAAUAGCUUGCAUAUAUUCUACGAUUUGGAAGGUCCUAUUAUCGCAUUCAAUAGAAACGGAAGUUUAUUUUUUAAUUUGAGAUACUAUCUAUCAUGGUAUGACGAGGAAGUCAAGAAAGGAAACCUGUCAAAUGCUUUGAUCGGUACAUUUUCAACCUUUGCUCAUGAACUAGCUCACAACUUGGUCGAAGCGCAUAACUCUGAACACGAGGUAAGUUUUAUCGAACAAUACUUCUUAAAAGUCUCAACAUAUAUCGUAUCUAAUCAAUCUGGUGGUAGUAGUACUACUCAAUCCGCAUCAUUGAUUUGA
Messenger RNA from Puccinia triticina, 5367 nucleotides. RefSeq lists its product as uncharacterized. Bases 1 to 5367 code for a protein of 1788 amino acids. The transcript has 14 exons. Lineage: Eukaryota; Fungi; Basidiomycota; Pucciniomycetes; Pucciniales; Pucciniaceae. The record is from RefSeq and is a predicted model, not a curated record.